AUGCUAUUAUUAGUUAUUCUAAUAUCAACGAAUUAUGCAAAUGCAAUACUAGAAGACGAUCAUUUAGAAUAUGCGCCACAAUAUGAACAUCCAGAAUAUGCAUUUAGUUAUGGUGUAAAAGAUUUACAUACAGGUGAUGUUAAAUCACAAUGGGAAUCACGUGAUAAUGGUAUAAUCAAAGGACAUUAUAGUGUUCGAGAACCAGAUGGUUCAAUACGUACUGUUGAUUAUACAGCUGAUGCUAAAAAUGGUUUUAAUGCAAUUGUUAAAACACAUGGACCCAAUUCACAUCCAAUAACUGAUUCACCACAUUCUGAUUAUAUUAAAAAUGAUGAUACAUCACAAUCAAAAAUUAAUCAUUAUAGUAAAGAUCAAGAACAUAUAGUAUUAAGUUCAGAUUUAAGACCAGUUAAAAGACCAAUUGAUGAUAUUUCAUAUACACAUCCGAAAACACCAAGUUUAAUUGAAAUACGACCACAUGCACGUAUUAAACAAAUUCCAAUGGAAUCGAUACGUGAUAAAAUUUUAAGUCCAUAUCGUGAAACUGCUGACGAAUAUUAUUAUAAAAAUAUUGAACCAGAAAUAAGAGCUAUUAAACCACCAGAUUUAUCAAAACAUAAACGUAUAAGCCCAUUUGAUUUCUAUGAAAAUGAAGAUACAUCAGAAUGGAAAGCUAUACCAAAUUAUUUUCAACAUAGAAAAUUUAAUGGUAAAUUACAAUCACCAUCUUCAUCCUCAUCAUCAUCAUCAUCUUCAUCAUCAUCAGCAUCACAAACAGAAAAUCACAAUAACAAUAAUUAUCCAAUAAAAUCAACUCCAAUAAGUUUAUUACGUACUGAUUUCAUUUCAUCAAAACCAUAUCAGAAUAAUGUAAAUAUGAAGAGGCCAUCAUUUAAUAUACCACCAGAAAUUCCAAAAAAAAAUAAUAAUAACAACAAUAAUUAUGGUUCACAUCAGAUUUCAUCAUCAAUUGGUGGUGGUGGUGGUAAUAAACAUUUUCCAAAUCCUAAGAAAAAUUAUAAUGGUAAACGACAUAAGCCAAUUGAAUAUUCAAGUUAUUUUCAAAGACAAGGAAAAAGUAGACAAAUAAAUAUUAGUAAUAAAGAGGGACCAGUUGUUUUUCCAAAUGAAGAUGAUAUUGAAUUAAGGGAAGCAGCAUCAGCUCGAAUGGUACAAUCAAUGUUAAGAAAAGAUAAAAAACAUGUAGUACCUGGUUAUGCAUCAUUAAUUGCUGAUCGUUAUUUUGGUGCUUAG
This is a messenger RNA of Condylostylus longicornis, 1254 nucleotides long. RefSeq lists its product as uncharacterized. Gene Ontology annotation, cellular component: extracellular matrix. Lineage: Eukaryota; Metazoa; Arthropoda; Insecta; Diptera; Dolichopodidae. The record is from RefSeq and is a predicted model, not a curated record. Bases 1 to 1254 code for a protein of 417 amino acids. The transcript has 3 exons.